AUGGCUGCUGCACUUUGGAAGAUCAAAUCUCUGGACCUGAGCUUGUGGAUCUGUCUCCUGCUCCUCAACCUCCUUCCUCACGCCAGGGCAGUAGUUGGACACAGAGAGCCGCUGCCUGAUGAUAGCAGAGACAAUAUCACCAUUUUCACCCGGAUCCUAGACAGGCUACUGGAUGGAUACGACAACAGGCUACGUCCUGGGCUGGGAGAGAGUGUGACAGAAGUGAGGACAAACAUCUACGUGACGAGUUUCGGGCCGGUGUCAGACACAGACAUGGAGUACACCAUCGAUGUCUUCUUCCGUCAGAGUUGGCGGGACGAGAGGCUUAAGUUCGAUGGGCCCAUGCAGGUUUUACCCCUCAACAACCUCCUGGCCAGUAAGAUCUGGACUCCUGAUACCUUCUUUCACAAUGGAAAGAAAUCUGUGGCCCACAACAUGACGACUCCCAACAAACUGCUACGACUGGUUGACAACGGCACGCUUCUCUACACGAUGAGGUUGACCAUUCAUGCCGAGUGCCCCAUGCACCUGGAGGAUUUCCCAAUGGAUGCACAUGCCUGUCCUCUGAAGUUUGGAAGUUAUGCAUACACGAACAAUGAGGUGAUCUACCUGUGGACUCAGGGAGACGAGAGGUCUGUUGCUGUGGCCCCAGACGGCUCAAGGUUGAACCAGUAUGACCUGCUGGGACACGUUAUUGGCAAAGAGACCAUCAGCUCCAGCACAGGUAGAAGAGGAGAAUAUGUAGUGAUGACAACAUAUUUCCAUUUGAAAAGGAAAAUUGGCUAUUUUGUGAUUCAGACCUACCUGCCGUGCAUCAUGACUGUCAUACUGUCUCAGGUCUCGUUCUGGUUGAACAGAGAGUCGGUUCCUGCUCGCACUGUGUUCGGGGUCACCACUGUCCUAACCAUGACCACCCUGAGCAUCAGUGCUAGAAACUCCCUCCCUAAGGUGGCCUAUGCCACGGCCAUGGACUGGUUCAUGGCCGUGUGCUAUGCCUUUGUCUUCUCUGCCUUGAUUGAGUUUGCCACAGUCAACUACUUCACCAAGCGCAGCUGGGCAUGGGAUGGGAAAAAAGAGGGCAUGGAAAUAAGGGAACCGUUUCAGGCUAACAUGGCCAGGAUUAACGAUAUGAGAAGAGAAUCUGCGACUUUGUCCAAAAAGGCAAACAACACCUUCAACAUUGUCGGAACCACAUACGCCAUCAACGUUGCUAAAGACCAAGGUUUGACGACCAUUUCCAAGAGUGCCACUGCAGCGGCGGCCAAACACCAGUAUACGCAUAAAAUGGAGGACCCCUACAUGGAGGCCAAGCAGUCCUACAACCGUGUCAGCAAAGUGGACAAGAUAUCACGCAUAAUAUUCCCAGUUCUGUUCUUCAUCUUCAACUUAGGCUACUGGGCCACAUACGUCAACAGAAAGCCUGCUAUCAUGGAGGAAAACAACCAAAACUGA
This is a messenger RNA of Limanda limanda (common dab), 1452 nucleotides long. RefSeq names its product gamma-aminobutyric acid type A receptor subunit alpha3 (gene gabra3). Gene Ontology annotation, molecular function: transmitter-gated monoatomic ion channel activity involved in regulation of postsynaptic membrane potential; inhibitory extracellular ligand-gated monoatomic ion channel activity; GABA-gated chloride ion channel activity. Lineage: Eukaryota; Metazoa; Chordata; Actinopteri; Pleuronectiformes; Pleuronectidae. Gene Ontology annotation, biological process: synaptic transmission, GABAergic; regulation of postsynaptic membrane potential; signal transduction. The transcript has 10 exons. The coding region runs from base 1 to 1452 and encodes 483 amino acids. The record is from RefSeq and is a predicted model, not a curated record. Gene Ontology annotation, cellular component: GABA-A receptor complex; synapse; neuron projection.